AAUUCUGAUGCACUGAAGUAACCUCUAAUCUAACAACAUUAGAUCUUUUCACUUUUCUUUAUAUCAUGUCUUUAGCACCAGUACAAAUUUUUAAGGAUGAAGCAACGGAGGAACGCGCUGAGAACGCGCGUUUGUCUUCUUUCAUUGGGGCGAUCGCUAUUGGUGACCUGGUAAAGAGUACAUUGGGACCAAAGGGAAUGGAUAAGAUCUUACAAUCGGUGACUCAAGGCGAUAUAAUGGUAACGAAUGAUGGUGCCACAAUACUCAAAAAUAUCGCUCUUGAUAACGCAGCUGCUAAGGUUUUAGUUAAUAUAUCUAAAGUUCAAGAUGAUGAGGUUGGCGACGGAACAACAUCUGUUUGCGUUCUUGCAGCGGAGUUAUUGCGCGAAGCUGAAAGGCUCGUAAACCAAAAAAUCCACCCUCAAACUAUUAUUGAAGGUUAUCGUAUUGCUAAUGCUGCAGCAUUUAAGGCCUUAGAGGCAUCCGCUGUUGAUAACGGAGCGAAUCCGGAAAUUUUUCGCAGGGAUUUAAUUAACAUUGCUCGAACUACUUUGAGCUCUAAAGUUUUAUCGCAAGAUAAAGAUUAUUUUGCUAAUCUUGCUGUUGACGCUGUUUUAAGGCUCAAAGGCAGUACAAAUCUUGAACACAUUCAAAUCAUCAAAAAGGUUGGUGGUAGACUUAUUGAUUCCUAUCUUGAUGAAGGAUUUAUUCUGGACAAAAAAAUCGGUGUAAACCAGCCAAAGAGGAUUGAAAACGCAAAAAUUUUGAUUGCAAAUACACCGAUGGAUACCGACAAGAUUAAAAUCUUUGGUGCGCGUGUUCGCGUUGAUGCUACUGGCAAAUUAGCAGAAUUGGAAAGGGCUGAACGUGACAAAAUGAAGGAAAAAGUUGAAAAGAUCAAGUCGCAUGGCAUAAAUUGUUUUGUCAAUCGUCAAUUAAUCUAUAAUUGGCCCGAGCAACUAUUUGCUGAUUCUAGUAUCGUGUCAAUUGAGCAUGCGGACUUUGAUGGUGUUGAAAGAUUAGCUUUAGUUACCGGCGGUGAAAUUGCAUCAACAUUUGAUCAUCCCGAACUUGUAAAACUUGGUCAUUGUGAUCUUAUUGAAGAAACUAUUAUUGGAGAAGACAAGUUGAUAAAAUUUUCCGGAGUAGCCGCCGGCGAAGCUUGUACGAUUGUACUACGUGGAGCUACAAAUCAAUUGUUAGAUGAAGCUGAACGAUCGUUGCAUGAUGCAUUGAGUGUGUUAUCACAAACUGUAAAGGAAACACGUACAGUGCUAGGCGGAGGUUGUUCAGAAAUGUUAAUGUCUAAAGCAGUUGAUGAAAUGGCAGCAAAAACUGCUGGUAAGAAAGCUAUUGCGAUUGAAUCUUUUGCAAAGGCUUUAAGACAAAUUCCUACUAUUUUGGCUGAUAAUGCUGGUUAUGAUAGUGCAGAUCUAGUUUCUAGACUGCGUGCUGCUCAUAACGAGGGAAAGUCGACGUACGGCUUAGAUAUGGAAAAUAACAAUAUUGGAGAUGUGCGUGAAAAAGGGGUCACUGAAUCAUUUAAGCUUAAGCAACAAAUUUUAAUUAGUGCAUCAGAGGCUGCAGAAAUGAUUUUACGCGUAGAUGAUAUUAUUCGAUGUGCGCCAAGGAAACGUGAAGGACAAUGAGAGAUUAAAAGGUAAUUUAUGGAUUGCGUAGCAUUAUACAUAUUUAUAAUUUUUUUACAAAAAAAAUUUUGAAACGGCUAAAUUUAAAUAAAUAAAGUUUAUUUCACGUGAUUCCUAUUUGUUAAUAAUAUAGUUCGGGCCGUUCGGGCCGAAACUUUUAAAAACGCGGCAGCGCGUUGCCAAAUCUUCCUGGGCUGGUUGGACUUAC
This is a messenger RNA of Rhizophagus irregularis DAOM 181602=DAOM 197198, 1857 nucleotides long. RefSeq names its product T-complex protein 1 subunit beta. NCBI's taxonomy places the organism in Eukaryota, Fungi, Glomeromycota, Glomeromycetes, Glomerales, Glomeraceae. Gene Ontology annotation, cellular component: chaperonin-containing T-complex; cytosol. The record is from RefSeq and is a predicted model, not a curated record. Gene Ontology annotation, biological process: protein folding. Gene Ontology annotation, molecular function: ATP hydrolysis activity; ATP-dependent protein folding chaperone; ATP binding.